Fundulus heteroclitus (mummichog) is the source of this 2388-nucleotide messenger RNA. RefSeq names its product pipecolic acid oxidase (gene pipox). Lineage: Eukaryota; Metazoa; Chordata; Actinopteri; Cyprinodontiformes; Fundulidae. Gene Ontology annotation, cellular component: peroxisome. The coding region runs from base 135 to 1301 and encodes 388 amino acids. The record is from RefSeq and is a predicted model, not a curated record. The transcript has 8 exons. Gene Ontology annotation, molecular function: L-pipecolate oxidase activity; flavin adenine dinucleotide binding; sarcosine oxidase activity.
CAGGCAGCACUGAGGGUUCCAACAGAUUCAGGAUCUUAGGUCCGCCUCCAGCUGACAUGGGCGGAGAACUAUGAGGUGUAAAAAAGCUGGGAGCUGCGAGCGUCUGUUUUUGCCGUGAGAAGACUUCAGACAACAUGUCCCUUAUGCAAGACUAUGACUGUGUGGUGAUCGGGGCGGGAGUCCAGGGCUCCUUCGCAGCCUACCAGCUGGCUAAACAGAAAAAGAAGACUCUGCUGCUGGAGCAGUUCGUUUUGCCCCACACCCGUGGGAGUUCCCAUGGUCAGACUCGCAUUAUUCGCAAGGCCUAUGAGCAGGACUUUUACACCCAGAUGAUGGAGGAAUGCUACCAUCAGUGGGCUCAACUAGAGAAGGAUGCUGGUGUCAAACUGUACAGACAAACAGGACUGUUAGUCAUGGGACCAGAACACAGUGGGGAUUACCAGCUUUUCAAGAACACGUUGCAGAGGAACAAGGUCCCCACAGUGAUUUUGACCCGUGACAACUUCCCCCAGCACAUCCCAAAUGUCAUCCUGGCUGAAGGAGAUGGCGCUCUGGUAGAUGUAACAGCUGGAGAGCUGUUUGCUGACCGUGCUCUGAAGGCUGUACAGGGUCAGUUUCAGAAGUUGGGCGGAGUCAUAAGAGACAAUGAGAAGGUUAUGGAAAUCAAUCCUGGUCCUGUUGUCAAGGUGACGACCUCUGGAGGAGUUUAUCAAGCGAGGAGUGUGGUGAUCACGGCUGGACCCUGGACCAAUAAACUCCUGGCUCACACUGGAUUCCAGUUACCACUGGAGGUGGUUAAGAUCAAUGUGUGCUACUGGAAGGAGAGGGCUCCUGGGACAUAUGAUGUGAAGCAGCGCUUUCCGUGCUUCUUGGUCACUGAAAGUGUGGAGACCAAAGAACACAUCUAUGGCCUUCCGUCCAAUGAGUAUCCAGGCCUGGUAAAGAUAUGCUACCACAUGGGCAGCAAGACCGACCCAGAUUACAGAGACCUGCAGACGGAUAAGUCUGAUAUUGAUAUCCUGAAGCGUUAUGUAGCCAGAUCCAUGCCUGGCCUGAUUCCUGAACCUGCUGUGGUGGAGAGCUGCAUGUAUACAUUAACACCUGAUCGCCACUUUGUGCUAGAUUACCAUCCCAACUACAGCAAUAUCAUCAUCGGAGCAGGAUUCUCAGGUCAUGGCUUCAAGUUUGGACCAGUCAUUGGGAAGCUUCUGUGUGAGCUCUGCCUGGGAGAAGUACCCUCCUUUGACCUUUCACCUUUCAGAAUCAGACGAUUCCAGUCAAACACCAAAUCAGCUUUAUAGGGUUGGGCCUGGAUUCAUGAAAUCUUGCUCCAAUUGUUUAAGAUUGUUGUUAUAAUUCUCAGCCAAUUGUCAGUUUACAUGGUAUAGCCAAUUUUAGAGCUCUUAAAGACAUUCAUUGUUUUCAUAUCCAGGUUUAGAAGUGUUUAACAACUGUUUUUUGCUCUACUUGGAUUUCUGUUUUACUUUACCUAAAUAGUUGAAGUCACUGUCUACUAAAGGGAAAUAAGUAAUGUUUAAACCUUUGUGAAGUAGAAAAGCAAAGUAUGCUUUUAGAGGAAAAUAAUUUCAUAAGUAAAAAGUGCACCACGUAUACUUUUAAACAAGGUGUUUUGCUUUCUCCUCUGAUCACUGUUUUCCUUCUUUGUCAUUUCAUGGAUCUUACUUAUUCAUUAUGACUUGAUUAUCAAAUGUAAGAGAAUGAAUUUGUACUAAUUGACUGGACUGAAUAAAACAGAAUAGCCAACCUCUUCCAAGACUAAACAUUAAUGUGGAACACACAAAAUUUCAUGUGUAUCACCAGAUAUAUUUCCUAAUGGUGCUGUUUACAUCUAAGAUACACCAGUUUAUGAUUAAUGUCCCCUUUUUUAAGACAUGAUUAAUCUAUCCUUAGUGUUAUUUUUGGAACACCUCCUUAAAUAGUUUGCUUGGGAUUGGGUCUAACAUACAAGUUGAAGGUUUAGAUGAAGCUAAAAUUUUAGAUAACUCAGAAAGCUCUUUGAGAUUAUGAGAUUACAGAGACUAGACUGCAAAAUCGGUUACCGUGGAAAUUACAGAUAAACAGACUCUGGGGGCAGAGUCUGACAUACUUGGAUUGGACAGAAUGACUGAUUACGGGAAAAAAUGUCAGCUAGGACACAUCUGCAUUAUAGUAUGAUCCUCUCCACCAAUGUGAUGAAUGGAACACUGAUAUCAUCCUGGGCACGCCCCUGAAUGGGUGUACACAAUUGGUCCUACUUGAUGUCUGUGUGAGUAAUGAACGGGGCUCUCGGACGUCCGGAAAUCUGCCCGUCGCGUUGUUGUGUAUGAGAGCCCAGUACUGAAGCUGUAAACAUCUUUCUGCCUUUUAGAUUAAAUAUGGUAAAAUAUA